CAGCUUACGACGACGACAAUCUUUUUGAACUGAGGCAUAACCUCUAGAACGUGGUGAAGUUUGGUUAAGUGUGUCACAAGCCAUCAGAAAAACCGGAUUUUUUUGGGUGGAAUUUUUGCGCACUCAAAAAAGGGUACUAGUAAACUAGUGAACUACCAAAAUGGAAGCUCUGCAGCGGCAUUCGGCGGUGAUAGUGGUUUUGCUGGUGGGCUUGCUGAGCUUGCCCGCCGCCAGUGCCAAUGAGUUUAUGGAGAAACCGGAUUUCAUCAAAACGUGCCGCUUUACGGAUUCGGAUUUUGUGGCGUGCUCGACGGAGGCCGUGCAAGGACUGUUCGACAAGCUGGUUACCGGCAUCGAAGGGCUCGAGCACGUCGGCACGAUCGACCCGAUGAAGAUCAGCAAGAUCCGCAUCCUGCAGGGUGACGGCCCGGUCAGCGUCAACGCGUCCCUCUCCAAGGUGGUGGUGACCGGCUUCGCAAACACGAAAGUAGUUCGAAAUGUCGUGAGCAACAAGGACUACAGCUGGGAAACGCACAUCCGGUUGCCGAAGAUGCGCCUCGAGGGCAACUACCACAUGCAGGGUCGCAUCCUGGUGAUUCCGCUGAACGGCCACGGAAAGUGCUGGUUUGAGCCGAGCGGCAUGGACAUCAUCAUGAAGACCACCAACGUGCUGGACGUCCGGAACGGGCACGUGUUCUACAACGUGACCAACACCAAGGUGGACUACACCAUCAGCGGGCUGCGGCUGCACAUGGGCAACCUGUUCGAGGGCGUCAAGGUGCUCGAGGACAGCACCAACCAGUACCUGAACGACAACUGGCGGCCAGUCUCGGAAGCGCUCAAGCCCAUCAUCGCCAAAACCAUCGAGGACAUCCUGCUCGCCAUCAUGCAGAACAUUUUCAACCAAAUUCCGGCCGAGUUUUUCGUGGCGGAUCUUCCGAAAUAGAGCACCCCUGCAGGUAGGAAGUAAUCAUUAAGGUCAUUUUUUCUGAUUUUCGUGUAAAUAAACACUUUUCGUAGUUUUCCCAACUCGCAA
Messenger RNA from Culex pipiens pallens (northern house mosquito), 1036 nucleotides. RefSeq names its product protein takeout-like. NCBI's taxonomy places the organism in Eukaryota, Metazoa, Arthropoda, Insecta, Diptera, Culicidae. The coding region runs from base 161 to 946 and encodes 261 amino acids. The transcript is spliced from 5 exons. The record is from RefSeq and is a predicted model, not a curated record.